AUGUCCAACCCCAAAGAUAUUGAUCAGUUCGACACUCAAAUCAAGAGAACUAGCGAUAGAUUGCGUGGGGGUUCCAAUUCACCUCCUGAGAUACAGGACAAGGACGCCAGCCCUGACGACAGCACGCCUCAAACCAACACCGGAACAGCUCCUACUUCCUCCACCAACGGGGCGUCAGGCCAAGGGCGCAAAGGAAAAACCACCGGAAAGAAAGGUCCCUCGCCAUCGGGAGCCUUGAAGGACGCAAACCCCGGGACCAGCUCAGCUCCUAAUGCUGGUAGCACCCAAUUGUCGCAAACGGCAACCGUAGGCAACGCCGGAGGAGGCAGCAGUUCAGACCCACCUUCCGCUCCAGGAACCCUAGCCUCAGGAGGUGUGGCACCCGAACCACCUAAAGGGACGUCCGCUGGCGCUCAGGCGAGCGCUCCAGGUGCGCAAGGCAGCAACUUGGCACCUAAUCCACAGCCUCCAACCCAAGUGUCAAACACUACGCAGGCACCAAGCAUUCAAGCGGUCACGGCUGCGACUGCUACACCCUCCGCUCUGAUUGCACCUGAGAUCGUGAAUAAAACUGUGAUGAGCAAUGCACAAUUGACCGGAACUACUAGCCAAGCCGUUCAAGCCAAGUUUAUGGCAGGCACAAACACCAUCCUGUCUCGAAUCGAAGAGUGUUCACCUGACGCAAUCAAAUCCUGGUUGCAAUCUAAAGGUUAUAGCCUGGUCCAAAUAGGUCCAAGUGUUACAUCAACAGAAGUCAGCAAAUCGAAUGAGAAAGACAGUCUGGUCACCGAUUCACCUACAGGCAUCAGGCCCGAACCCUCUAAUGACGGCGCUUCGAGUCGACCCGCGAAUGCUGCUUCGGCUGCACCCUUGGCUGUGCCAACGCCAAAUGCAGUGACCACCGCUCCAUCUGCAGAGGCCAACACCACGCCCUCCCAAACAGAGCAGUCUCGUAAACGUCCCAUCACGUCGUCCUUGGGACCCUUCGACCUUACCACAGAAGAGGAUGAUCCAGAGCCCACGAAAACCACCUCCACUAACGUGGUCAAAUUCAGCGAUGAAGGGAUAGAGGCCCAUGGUCUCGUCGCCCUCCCGAAAUAUUUCGCCCCGAAGAUGGCUGCCCUUAACGCCUACAUCCCCUUAACUGUGUUUAAUCCGCAAUGGUUAAGACAAGAUCUCCUUCAACAAUCUAUUCGUAGCCGUUCAAGUUUCUCUAACCACAACAACUUCUCGAGCUUACCUGUCUACGAAGGCCCAGGUGGUUCCUCCUCCAACACCAAUGAUGAUAGAAGAAACGAUUAUAAGAACCAGCGCUCCAGAAGUCGUCGUGGCAGCUGGAACGGCAGCCGCAACUUCAGAGAUCGUAGCCCUCAGAGGCGUCGAUUCAAUGGCGGAGAAGCUUGGCGUAGAGAUAGCGGCCGUGAAGAUCGUCGGGGUGAUGACAGAGAUAACUCCAAUGCUGCUGGAAAGGCAAAGUAA
Molecule: messenger RNA, 1479 nt
Organism: Melampsora larici-populina 98AG31
Lineage: Eukaryota; Fungi; Basidiomycota; Pucciniomycetes; Pucciniales; Melampsoraceae
Exons: 3
Coding region: 1-1479 (492 amino acids)
Source: RefSeq, a predicted model, not a curated record